Molecule: messenger RNA, 814 nt
Organism: Balaenoptera ricei (Rice's whale)
Lineage: Eukaryota; Metazoa; Chordata; Mammalia; Artiodactyla; Balaenopteridae
Gene: GRAP
Product: GRB2 related adaptor protein
Exons: 5
Coding region: 72-725 (217 amino acids)
Molecular function (GO): protein binding
Source: RefSeq, a predicted model, not a curated record
UCGACUGCAGAGGAAGCAGGAAGCUGCUGGCCCUGCUCAGAGCCCAGCUGCCGGGGCUCGGGGACAGCGGCAUGGAGUCCGUGGCCCUGUACAGCUUCCAGGCCACAGAGAGCGACGAGCUGGCCUUCAACAAGGGGGACACACUCAAGAUUCUGAACAUGGAAGACGACCAGAACUGGUACAAGGCCGAGCUCCGGGGUGCAGAGGGGUUCGUCCCCAAGAACUACAUCCGCGUCAAGCCCCACCCGUGGUACUCGGGCAGGAUUUCCCGGCAGCUGGCAGAAGAAAUUCUGAUGAAGCGGAACCACCCGGGAGCCUUCCUGAUCCGGGAGAGCGAGAGCUCCCCAGGGGAGUUCUCUGUCUCUGUGAACUACGGGGACCAGGUGCAGCAUUUCAAGGUGCUGCGUGAGGCCUCGGGGAAGUACUACCUGUGGGAGGAGAAGUUCAACUCUCUGAAUGAGCUGGUCGCCUUCUACCGGACCAGCACCAUCGCCAAGAAGCGGCAGGUCUUCCUGCGGGACGAGGAGCCCCUGGACAAGCCGCCCCGGGCCUGCUUUGCCCAGGCCCAGUUUGACUUCUCAGCCCAGGACCCCUCCCAGCUCAGCUUCCGCCGUGGUGACAUCAUCGAGGUCCUGGAGCGCCUUGACCCCUGCUGGUGGCGAGGCCGUCUCUGCGGGCGCAUCGGCUUCUUCCCGCGGAGCUACGUCCAGCCGGUGCACCUGUGACCCAAGUGGGCCCAGGGGCAGAGCCAGUGGACCGGCCAUCCACCGGGCACUGAGGUCCAGAGAGAGGACACGGGCACCCCCAGCCCAGG